Molecule: messenger RNA, 630 nt
Organism: Gryllus bimaculatus (two-spotted cricket)
Lineage: Eukaryota; Metazoa; Arthropoda; Insecta; Orthoptera; Gryllidae
Source: the annotation of a GenBank genome assembly
AUGGGGAGGGGGGCGGUUUUGUCUGCUGGAGCAGUCCUGACACGGCCCACAGUUGUCACACGUCCACAGUUAACACGGUCCACAGCUGCGGCUGGCAAAAGGACACACGAAUGGGCGGAUAGACGGAUAAACGGACGUACAGACAUAUGGGCACGCUGCCGGACGAACACGCAGCCAGACAGCCACGCAGGCGGAUACGCAGACGGGCAUGCAGACGGACUAGCACACAGCCAGGCAGCCACACAAACAGACGGACACGCAGACGGCAGGAUACGCAGACAGACGGGCACGCAGACAGACGGAUACGCACGCAGACGGGCACGCAUGCAGACGCAGAUGGACGGGCACGCAGACACACGGGCGCGCAGACAGACGGGCACGCAGACAGACGGGCACGCAGACAUCAUCAACAAUUUCCAAAGCACUCCUACGCUGAGCCCCGCCUUCACCACCAGUAAGAUCAAGGGAAUGUUCCCGCUCAUUUCGGAGGCGUUUGUCUUUGCAAGGCGCGAGAGAUGCAGCAUGCGGCUUUUUGUGGUGACGGGAAAGGUGGAUUACGGGAUGGUCUCGUGCCUGAAGGGUCGCGGGGUUGAAUCCCGCCCGGAGCAGGGUGUUUGUGUGUCCCCGUAA